AGCACAAAACAUGAUACUUUUUGCUGAAUAGAACAUCAGCAACUGAUUACAGAUACAUUUUUCUAGCUACAGGUCCAAAAACACUAGGAGCCAGGUGGGUCGGUUAGGAAAAUUGGGCAGAGCGAGACCAGAUAUAAUUUUGAUGGGGGGUCGGGUGAAGAGAUAAUUCCGAGAAUAAGAGUGAGUAUUACAGUAUAAUUCUAAACCGCAUAACUGUUCUUCGCAGAGUGUUUGGAACGAAUCAAACUUAAACUUCACUGUAAACUCAAAACCCAGGGCAAAUGAAUUUGAAACAACACCACUUAUUUCUCUAUCACUGUUUGGAUCACCUUAAUGCCGAGUGACAACAUUUUAGUGCAUUUAAGGCUUGUUACGAGUCAGGUGUGUUUUUAGCCUCGAUGCAAAUGUUCUUCUUGCGUCAGGCGCAUGCGUAAGAUAUUUUGAACAUGACACUGUUUCUAAAUUUAAGAGUUAUAUUAUUGAACUACCCUCUAGCAUAAAACGGAGUCGAAGACACACCUGAGAAAUACAGCUCCGUUGAAAGUAGCGUGUUUAACUUUAAAGCGGAAUCCGACAUGGGCAAUUAUUGCAGUGUAUGUAAAGAAAAAGUGGCGAGCGGAAAAUACUGUGACAGGUGUUAUGAGCGAAAGUACCCCUCCUGUGGCGGCUGUGGACGGCCCUUGCAAGAUAAUGAGGAGAGAGUUUGUGGCUAUCACAAGUUUCCAUGCUACAGCCAAUCGUCCGGGCAGUGCUGCCAAUGUAAUGCUCCAAUCGACUGUAGCUUGAAAGGAGCAUACUGCAGGAAUUGUUACGAUGUCCUGUACCCCCCUCCUCCGAGGGUUCGAGGGACAUACAAUGGUUGUGAGAUGACCUUGUAUCUGAGGGAUGAUGAGUUCAAUUCCAAGCUGCAGCCUCUGGCAUAUGCCUUUGGCAGAGGAUUGAGUGAUGGAGGACAGCGGCGCUAUUACCUCAAGGACUCUUAGUUUUCAUAAGCUUUGGCUCCCUGGUUAGUUAGAAACAUUUAGAGUCAAACAAACCAAAAUACUUUCUGUAGCACCUAGUCAUGGCAUAAAAAUACAUGUUUUAAUGGAGAGGUUUUAGUUUGGGUUUUGCAUGUAAUUUGCAGUUGCUUUGGUUUUGCAUUAUCACGGUAAGCCAUUGGCUAAAGUUUUCCCGCGUUUCGCGCUGUCUACGUUUUAGUUGCUUCGAGUUUUGAUUCGUUCACUCACUGCCGGGAUUGUCUGUGUCCUUUGUAACUGACCAGAAUCAUUUCCUCGGUUUUGGUCUUUCGACACAUAACACAACAGAUCAUAGGAUGGAUUUUAUGGUUGGUACAUGCAGCUUAUAUAAGUUUUCUCUGGACUUGUUUUUCCUUAUGUAAGUUAUGUUAAGCUAAAGCAUUGGUUGCAGUACAGUAGUCUAAAAUCUAGUUGUUUUAGUUUAGUAUUAGACAAACAGGGAAAAGCACCCCCUGACGGAAUUUAACCUGUAGUAUAAUGUUAGUUGAUACAUCGUGUCUUAGAUUUUUGAAGAAUAGAUUGAAAGGAACUGCUCAUUAAAUGUUUGGGAGCCAAUACAAAAAAGUCUGGUUUAUUACUUUUGUAAAGGAAAUCUUGUCAAUGUUGCGUCACUGCGGAAUGAGAAACUUAACUUUUAUCACCAAGUGUUAAGAAAGGCUAAGU
This is a messenger RNA of Orbicella faveolata, 1682 nucleotides long. RefSeq lists its product as uncharacterized. Lineage: Eukaryota; Metazoa; Cnidaria; Anthozoa; Scleractinia; Merulinidae. The record is from RefSeq and is a predicted model, not a curated record.